Messenger RNA from Rubroshorea leprosula, 1150 nucleotides. Lineage: Eukaryota; Viridiplantae; Streptophyta; Magnoliopsida; Malvales; Dipterocarpaceae. The record is from the annotation of a GenBank genome assembly.
GGUUCUCCUUCUCCGACGUGCGCCUCUCACCUCGGUGCCCCUCCUUGCUUUUGCAGGGCCUCCCUCCUCCUUCUUUUUCCUUGUUGCCUUCUGCCUCUCCAUUCCAUGGAUCAGACUCGUAUUUUGGCUUGGAACUAUCGAGGUUUUGGAGAAACUUUUGCGAUUUCAGAGUUGAAAAAACUCUGUUUCCAACAUAAGCCCAGCAUCAUCUUCCUCUCUGAAACAAAGCGCACAGCGAUGGAGAUGACUUCAAUUCGCCCAGAUCUAGGUUUUGAUCAGUGUUUUGCUGUUGAUUGUGUAGGAAGGGGGGGCAGCCUCGAUAUGCUCUGGCGUGACGAUUUUAGCCUAACUAUUUCCAUUUUCUCCCAAUCUCACAUAGAUGUGGAAAUCGUUGAUCCGGGUGGGGGUGAAUGGAGAAUCACAUGGUUCUAUGGACGUCCAGAGGCUGCUCGAAGAGAGGAAUCAUGGACCCUGUUAAAAUCACUCAAAGCUGCCUCUUCUCAACCAUGGCUUUGCUUAGGUGAUUUCAAUGAAAUUCUGUGGCAAUCGGAAAAGGCAGGAGGGAACCAUCGACCAUAUAAACAAAUGGAAGUCUUUGCAGAGGCCUUAAACUUCUGCGACUUUAAAGCUGGUAAAGGGGCUCUAGAUCCCUUAUUAACCUAUGGUAGCCAGGGAUUGUUGAGGAUUGGAACAGAUGGGCACAUGUUUGGCUGCACUUGCAGACGAAUAGGGUACCUGGCGACUGCUCAGAGGAGGACCAUACCCCUCCUCUUGCUGAUUAUUUUUUAAGAACAGCUUGGAUAGCAACCUAUAGUUUGGGUACUAUUUGUUGCUAAAAUCCUUUGCUCUCCCCGAUAAGUUGAUUAAUUAGGUGAGGACGUCCAGUAGCUUUCAAUGCUCAUAGGGACCUUCCUUUCUACAUUAGUAGCUCUAUUUAACCCAUACAGCGAUUGCAAUUGCAAUCUCUAGUUGUAAAUGACUCUCUUUACUUAAUUGUCUAUAUUCGUCAUGGAUACAGUUUAAAUUUGUUAUUAAGCUGUAAGUUAUGCUUCUGAUUCUGCUUUUUAAACUCUCAUGCGUUAGGCUAUAUGCCAUGUGAUGGAGUUUUGUACUGUAAUUUCUUAUCAUUCAAUAUAUUUCUCCAUUUCUU